UUCAUUUGUGUGACCAGAUACUAUCUGGGGCAGUCUCCUUCCUCUGAAUAGUUCGUGAAGUUGUGUUUUUUUUUCUCUCUCUCUGGAGCUCCAUCGUUCAGUGGCCAGGUCCCGGGUAAAAAUAAGCCGCUCGCCAUCGCCCGCUGCACCUUCUGCCCGGGGGACAGCAUGUAAACCACAUUAAACUUCGCUGUCAAAAUACACUCGUUCUAGACUGUUCAGAGCACAAGGAACGAUGGCAACACGUCGGACCAGUGACCCACACGCGGGGUAAGGAGCGGUGCUUAAUACUCAAACCCUGUUCGGAAUCCAACGUCGCACGUUCCUUCUAAAACAACCACCUGAAUUCCUUCUGAUCCGAAAAUCGAACUGAAUCAACUUUGGCCAGGACAUAAGAACUUGCUUUUCUUUCUUCAAAAUAUCACCACAGGAUGUUCUACAGUCACAGAAAGAACAAACCUCUGGAGCCUCAGUAACGCAUCACAUCCAAAAGAAGGCACCUCCAAAAAUACAGCAUUCUUUUGGCAGCGCUUGAUGGAAUAGAUUGCGCAUCCCUGUCUGAGUCAAGCUUGCAACCUGCUGAAACACCGCGAGUGAAGCCACUAUGUGGAGCUGUGUGGGUUCCAACACGACAGUGAAUGGUCUAGACCAGCAGUUCUGCUAUGACCUUGAACUGAUCCUUUUCAUCCUCUCCGUCAUUUACCUCAUCAUUUGCUUUCCUUUUAGCAUCUGUUAUAAUUCCCUGCUGGUUCUAGUCAAUCUGUACAACAAACCAUCAAUGACCAUGCCUGAUGUUUACUUCGUCAACAUAGCGAUUGCAGGCCUCAUCCUCAGCCUAGUGGCACUGAUCCAACUGCUAGGCCCGGACAAUCCACAGUGGGCCAUCUGGAACUUUAACAGAGAAGUCUACAUCACCUUGCUGAUCUUGUUCAAUAUCUCAGCUCUGGUCACCAUGUACUCGACCACUUUGCUCAGUUUGGACUACUACAUUGAGCAAGCUUUGCCAAGAACCUACAUGUCCAGCGUCUACAACACCAAACACGUCUGCGGGUUCAUCUGGGGUGGGGCUGUACUGACCAGCUUUUCAUCUCUGCUGCUUUAUGUGUGCAGCCAUGUUCCCAAGAUAAUCGAGUGCUCAAAAAUACAGAACAAAGAGGUGGCAGACACCAUCAUGGUCUUUAUUGGCUUCUUUGUGCCAGCUGUAGCAGUAAUCUAUGCCUUAAUAUUGAUUUUUCAAAUUCGGAACCAGUCAACCCCUCUAGAUCAAGAUCCUGCGAGGCUAGAUCCUUCUAUACACCCGCUGGUAGUGGCCACAGUCUGUACGCAUCUUGUAUUGUGGGCUCCUUAUUACAUGACACUACUAAUGCAAAUUGCCUUUAAACCAAAAGGAUCAGACUUAGUAACCCAAUAUCAAAUCUACUAUUUUGUUAAGGUCUUGUCAAAGCUGUUGGCAUAUUCGUGCAGCUUUGUUGUACCACUGCUUUACACUUAUAUGCACAAGAACUUCACCAGUAAACUGAGGCAAUUAGUCAGAAGUCUGGACUGUCAGACUGAAGUCUGUUUGGCCCAGCACUCAGAAGGACACCAACAAGUUCUGUAAGCUGAGGUUUCUUCAAAUGUAUGGAUGGUGCAUGGCUUCACAAAUCAAGACCAAACAAAAAAAUGUCCACCCUGGUACCAAGAGCAGAAACCCUGCCAACUGACUUUAGCUAUUUCUUGGGUCUUGUAGACAAAAGGGAUCCAAAAAUCAUUCCAUGGUAGAAUAUCACACUGGCUUUUAUUAACUAAUUCUUUAAAUUUGUUGUCAAACCCAGCAUGGAAUAUAUUGUCAGGCGUUUAUUGACACCAGAAAUUGUGUCAACGUUGAAUGGAUUGGCAUGCAAGCAAUGAAAACAAACUUUCAAAAGGUUAGUACGGAUCAAACCUAAUUGAAGCUAUUUUUUGGGUGAGUAACAAACAAAAAUAAUUGUAGGCAGUAUUUGAGUCCAGAUCUAGCCUACAUGCUUCAAAGCUACAGCCAACAGCUGACUAUUCACAGAGGCCAAAUUUGUUUCCAUGCUAAACUAAUUGGAUCGUACAAGCUGUGAAGUCUAAACUCUCUGUUCUGAAUGUUAUUUAAAAAGCUGACCAAAUGAAUGGACUUUUUAAUGUGCUUGGAAGGACAUUGCAUCAAAUUUUAAAACAUAAGAACCACCCAGAAAACACCAGCAAUUGACUUUUAACAAGACUGUGGGCUUUUUAAAUUGCUGGGGAAACGUUAGCUUGUUUUGACAUUUAAAGGACUGGUCACUAUUGGCAAAGGGGUGAAUGUGAAUCUGCACAAGCGUCUUCUAACAAAAUCCAUGUAAACUGUGAUCAGCUUCAGAUUCACAGCAUUAUCACCUCUAACUGCUUGUAUUUUAUCCAUUAAAAUGUGCAACCUCACUAACUAAUUUGUGUUACAAUUUUGAUUUUAUAGAUAUAUAAAUAAUUGCACAAUUGCUGGAUCAAACAACAAUAUAAAAUAGUCUCACGCUAUUUAUUGUCUUCACUUUGUAAAUAAAUAAAGAUAUAUCUAAGAAAUUUAUGUUUGGUAGCAUUGCUUAUUGAGAUGUUUUU
This is a messenger RNA of Mobula hypostoma (lesser devil ray), 2598 nucleotides long. It is a transcript of the gene gpr146, whose product is annotated as G protein-coupled receptor 146. The record is from RefSeq and is a predicted model, not a curated record. The transcript is spliced from 3 exons. Gene Ontology annotation, biological process: G protein-coupled receptor signaling pathway. Gene Ontology annotation, cellular component: membrane. The coding region runs from base 605 to 1600 and encodes 331 amino acids. Gene Ontology annotation, molecular function: G protein-coupled receptor activity. Lineage: Eukaryota; Metazoa; Chordata; Chondrichthyes; Myliobatiformes; Myliobatidae.